This is a messenger RNA of Ixodes scapularis (black-legged tick), 8488 nucleotides long. RefSeq names its product WD repeat-containing protein 7 (gene Rbcn-3B). Bases 134 to 4813 code for a protein of 1559 amino acids. The transcript has 31 exons. Lineage: Eukaryota; Metazoa; Arthropoda; Arachnida; Ixodida; Ixodidae. Gene Ontology annotation, cellular component: cytoplasm. The record is from RefSeq and is a predicted model, not a curated record. Gene Ontology annotation, molecular function: protein binding.
AGGGUUGGCAACAAAGAACAAGUCAUUUCACUUUUCGUUGGUUUCGUGUAUUUGUGCUGGCUUUCGUCUCGGUGAUGAUCUGCGAAGUAUUACUCUGACUGCCUCCGUGACUGCCUAGUGGCCAGGGGACAGGAUGACCAUCUCCAGCCAGCUGGUGGUGCCCAUGACCUUGUGGGGCAAGGUGGCACCCACCCACUGCAUGUGCUCCGUCUUCAUCACCAAGGAUCAGAAGAUGAUUGUCACAGGCUGCAACGACGGGCAAAUCUGUGUCUGGGACAUCGUCGACGGCACAAAGGUGGUGCCCCGCAGCAUGCUGUUUGGGCACACAGGUCCCGUGCUGUGCCUUGCCAGUGCGUCGCCCACCGGAGAUGGCUCCCUGCUGGUCAGCUCUUCAGAAGCUGGGGAGAUGUCCCUGUGGGAUCUAACAGACGGACGCUGCCUAGAGAGUACCAAGCUGCCGUACGUGCACACCUAUAUGCAGUCGCACAUGCUGUGCGGAGGGGACGUCUCUCAUCUGUUCUGCAACGGCUACUAUGCGGAUGUGGUGGUCUUGGACACCAUGACCCUGACGGUGGCCUUUUCGCUGGUGUCGAGAGCCACCUCAGAUUGGAUCAGCGCCAUGCACGUCAUCCGGACCCCCAAGCGAAGCGAGGACAUCAUUGUUGCUCUGUCAUCCUCUGGCUUAACCAAGGUGUGGAUGCUGUCUCCUGAAGAUCUCAAGUCGGGAGAAGCUCUUUACGAGUGCGAGUCGAAGCCGAUCCGGUGCCUGAACGCGUUGCGGCUGACCUGUUGUGCCUACAACCAGCGGACCAUCCUCGUGGUCACUGCCAAGUACUGGCACAUCUACGAUGCCAACGACUUCGUGCUGCUGUGCACGAUGGAUAGCCGGCCCGGGGAGCGCUGGAUGGGCGGAGACUUCAUCUCGGCCGACCGGGUGUGCGUGUGGAGCGACCAUGGCAGGGGCUACCUCUACCAGCUGCCUGCACACGCCAUUGCAGAAAGCAAGGAGUACCGAAGUGGAGCCGAAAACAAGGAUAACCCAUUUCUCUUUUGUGUGCUUGCCGCCAAGAAUACCGAGCGGCUGCUGUGCCCUCCAGCCAUGGGCUACUUCCUGGGCCCCCGGAGUGGCCUCCACAGGGUGCUCCUGCGGGGGGACUCGAGCGGCCGGGUGACCCUCUGGAACGUGCUGGACGUGGCCGCCUCGGAUGUGGGCAGGAUGCGCCAGGAGUCUGGAACCUUGGCCAGGAUGGAACCUUUCCUGACCCUGAGCCUGCAGGAAGCCUGGGAUGAGAUGAAGCCGUCUCCGCCCGGGAUUCUAGACAAGAUGGAGCUGCCCGGGGAGCAGCAGGAGCUGAAGCUGACGGCAAGCGUGUACCUGCCCCUGCAAGGGCGCCUGGUGGUGGGCAGGGAGGACGGCAGCAUCGUGGUGGUGUCUGCCACCCAAGCCGUCAUGCUGCAGCUGCUCUACGGGAAGCACCACCACGACGAGCGUCCCCAGCACCAGCUGCUGCACGGCCACGUGGGGCGGGUGACGUGCCUGCUGUACCCACACCACGUGCACUCGCGCUACGAGAUUGCCCACCUGGUCUCCGGAGGGGUGGACUUCUCGGUCUGCCUGUGGGACCUCUACGCGGGCACCCUGCUGCACCGCUUCUGCGUCCACGCCGGGGAGGUCUCCCAGCUCCUGGUGCCCCCCAACAACUGCAGCAACCGUGUGCUGCAGAGUGUGUGCAGCGUGGCGAGCGACCACUCGGUGGCCCUGGUGGGGCUGAAGGAGCGCAAGUGCGUCAUGCUGGCCUCCCGGCACCUCUUCCCCGUGGCGGUGGUCAAGUGGCGCCCCUUCGACGACUUCAUGGUGGUGGGCUGCUCGGACGGCUCCGUCUACGUCUGGCAAAUGGAGACUGGUCACCUGGACCGGGUGCUGCAAGGCCUGCAGGCGGAGGAGGUGUUGAGCGCCUGCGACGAGCACACGGGCCACCCCGGAGAGCGCAUGACCAACCCAGCCGUGCACCUGUUUCGGGGCCUGCGCCACCGCAACAUGGCGGCUAUCCGCCACGCCGCACAGAGGGGGCUGCACCACCUCCAGCACCACCCGCACCACCACCAGAGCUCUCAGGUGCCCCCCGAAAAACUGCACCACCAGCAUGGAAUGGGGCACGACGUCGGCGACAGUGCCCAUGCCCGAGCCAGGACGCAUCCGCUCAUGAUCCAGGGCCUGAGGACCAAUCCCGUCGAUCAGGACAGCCACGUGCUCUUCUUCGACAUUGAGGCGCUCAUCGUGCAACUGCUGUCAGAAGAAUACUCUACCAUGUCCCCCGGCACCCUGGAGUCCCAGGGUCUGAUCAACCAGUCGGAGUACCAGAAGUACCUCACCUUGUCCUCCUCGCCAGAGACACACAAGAAGAUCUCGGGCUUCAUUGCCAAGGUCAAAGACACAGCCGAGACGGCAGCCUCCAGAAUUCAAGCCAAGGCCGAAAGUGUUGGCAUCAAGACAUCUCAGACGGACGUAUCGGGUGCCAGCAAACCAGGCGAGGCAAGGAGUGCGGCGGCGCUGGCGGCAGGCUCCAAGCUGAAGCACCUGAGCCUGGCGGAGACGAACCUGACCAUGGAGAUUGCCCAGCUGCUGCUCUCCCUGCUCCACGCCUGGGGGCUGGACCAUGACCUGGACAAGGUGUGUGAGGGCAAGCUUGGCCUCCUGUGCCCCAUGCGCCCCAUCUGCUUCGGGCUGCUCUCCCGGGGAGGACACAUGAGCCUGCUCCUGCCCACCCACACCUACCGCAUCAUACCCUCCGAGGACCCACAGGCAGCAGCACCCAGCAAGCCCGAGGCUCGCAAGGUGACCAUCCCGGUGCCGAAGGAGCAGAUAGAGGAGGAAGAGCGGGCACGCCGCUUCUCGUCCCGGGGCCACUGGGAGCUGUCAACGGCCGUAACCACCAACCACCUGCUGUCGGUCAUCGCCCUGGCAAACACCCUCAUGUCCAUGAACAGCGCCACCUUCGUGCCAGAGCAGGAAAAGCGGCGCAAGCUGCACAGGCGCCUGAGCCGCGCGGACAGCCGAGCCUUCGUGAUGACGGCGGCGGAGGUGCCCCCUGGGAGCGCGGCGGUGGACAGCAGCGGGGCGCUGGCGGUGAUCCAGGAGGUGCUGACGCAGCAGCAGGCUCAUGUCAAGCAGGGCUGGAGCUUGCUGGCUGCGCUGCACUGCGUCCUGCUGCCGGACCUCGUGCGCACUCAGGACUUCAAGCGGCCUCAGGUCGAGAUGCUGGCACGCCGCUGGCAGGACCGCUGUCUCGAGGUUCGGGAGGCAGCGCAGGCCCUGCUGCUCGCGGAGCUGCGCCGCAUCGGGCCCAAGGGGCGCAAGGCGGUGGUGGACGAGUGGGGGGUGUACCUGCCCAACUACGGGGAGACCUUCCCAGCACCCCACGCGCACCACCCGCCCGGCCAGGGAACGCAGCACUCCGGCUCGCAGGCGACGGCCGGGCAGCAGCUGGUCCCCGCCACCUCCCCGGCGAGCUCGGAGGGCAGCCCGGCGAGCUUCCAGGUGGGCUCCCCCCUGGCAGCGGGCAGCAGGCCCAGCUCGGGGUCGAGCACCCCGUCAGGGCUCCAGAAGACGGACACCUUGCGCACCGCCAACGAGCCCCAGAACUCCUCAGAGGAGGAGGAGGACGAAGACAGGGAAGGCGGGGAACCCACAUCGAAGCACGCCUGGAGUGCUGCAGAGGGCCGGCGCAAGCAGUCAACGGCCAUUGUUCUUCUGGGCGUCAUCGGGGCCGAGUACGGCCACGAGAUUGAGCAGAGCAAGCGCAAGAAUGCAGACGACCAGAAGAAGAAGUCCCUCAUGGACGGCUUUGGCCCCGUCAACUACUCCCUCGCACGCCACACCAGCCAGGCGCUGGCGUACCUGUUGCUGACCCCAGCGACGGCGGCCCUCCCCGCCCACACGUCCCUGCGGCGCGCGGCCAUCGACCUGAUUGGCCGAGGGUUCACAGUGUGGGAGCCCUGCCUGGACGUGUCCCGCGUUCUACUGGGCCUGCUCGAGCUCUGCUGCGACUCCGACAAGCUCGUUCCCAGCAUGUCCUACGGCCUGCCGCUGACGCCGGCGGCGGACUCGUGCCGCACGGCACGGCACGCGCUGUCGCUGAUAGCGACGGCCCGUCCGCCGGCCUUCAUCACGACGCUGGCCCGGGAGGUGCACCGCUACAACACGCUGGCCCAGAACGCCCAGUCGCUCAACAUCUCCCUGCACCAGACGGUGCUGAGCAGGGCCCGCCCGGAGAUCCUGCGCAUCGUCGAGCUGCUCAUCGACAAGAUGCAGACGGAGGUGGCCGACCUGCUUGUGGAGGUGAUGGAAAUCGUGCUCCACUGCCUGGACCCUACGCAGCUCAAGACACGGGGCCUUGAAAACCUCUUCCCCGCCAUCUGCAGGUUUAACAAUGUGAGCUACUGCGGAGCGACUCGGCGCAUAGCUGUGGGCGCCAAGACCGGCCAGCUGGCUCUCUACGAGCUGCGGGCAUCCAAGUCGCAGCUGAUAGCUGCGCACUCUGCAACCGUGGUGGCCUGCACCUUCUCCCCCGAUGGCAAGUACCUGGCCACUUACUCGAGCGGGGAGAACAAGCUCUGCUUCUGGCAGACUGCGGCGGGACUGUUUGGGCUGGGCAAUGCGCAGACACGCUGCGUGCGCACCUACUCGACGCCCCCGCUGCCCAAGAGCGUGAGCGCCAACCCUCUCAAGAUGGCCCGCCUGGUCUGGGUGACGAGCCGUGUUGUCAUCCUGCUGCUGGCCGACGGCUCCGAGCACCGAUUCAACCUCAGUUAAUCCACGCCCCUUUAUCCUUGAGCCUCGGGCCAGAAGUACAUACCCACAACCCACUCGUACCACCUUGUUCCGGCACGGCUGCCGCGGCCGCCACAUCGCGCUCUUUCUCCGGUCGUCUGCUUCUUCUCGGGCCCGUUCCACCCUUCCCCUGUCUCGUGCGCCGUGCUUACAGAAAUUGGGCGACCGGGAGGGGCCCUUAGUUCGUUGCAGGUUAAGAACGGUGGGUUAAACUCCUCCCGUAAGAGCCUCCUCUCUUUCCACUUUAGCAGAGCAACUGCCGGAUAGGAGUAAACGGCCCAUCGUUGCGAGCGGAGAGCACCGUUGGAGGCUCAUUUUGCCGUUAACCUGCGACGGACUAUAGCCGGGUAAAGGUGGCCUCGUCUGCUCCGCCGGCUGCACCGGCAGAGUGGACAAGGUCACGAGCGUGUGCACGUGCAUGAAGACGCGGGCGAUCCGCAGUUCUGGAUGGUGUUUGUAGUCAAAUGAUUGAUGGUCGUGCAAUUGUGCACUGCUGUUGUCCGGCUCGUUCGGAACCGGGCAAACGUCUGGUGUUGUUUGGCCGACACGUAGGAAGACGGGUCAAAGCAUGAAACACGCACGAGCGAAUGGUCUCAUUGCACUGCCAAGCGGCGGAACUGUAGAAACUGCCACCAACGCCGUGACGUGUCCAAAAUGUCACAGCAUUUGCUACGGUCGUGCUGCUCUGCGAUGCAGAGCGGCACAACCGUGCGUGUUUUGUGCUUCGGAGAAAGACCAUCGUGUCCGCUAAAUGGUGUCUUCUAAUUUGUGCAGAUCAGGUAGUUUGGAGGCUUAGUGGCAUUGGUGUGAAGAGAUUUGCUUCCUUUGUUUAGGUGCAUGGUUCCUUAAGUGUUUAUUGCUGCAGUUCCGCGUUGCGAAGAGCGCCGUUCCUUCAUCGGAGGAACACUGGUGGUCGCGAGUUCAAUAAUAGAGAGUUAUGCCUAUUUUGUAAGUAACUCAAGGUUAAGGUACUGGCAUGCACAAAAAAAAAAAAAAAAAAAAAAUGAAACUAUGAGAGUUUUGCCGAAGUAACCCCAAAACUUUGGAUGUAAUAUAUGGAUACUAUCGAGGCUUCUAAGCAUAAUCCCCUUUCUGUUUUGUUGUAAAUGCGACAAAUUGCUGAGGAGUUUUCAAUUUUCAUGCCUAGCAAAGGAAUCAAACGGUGGUGCCUCCACAUUUUGGAGGCUACAUGAUUCACGGUAAUUCUUUGGCAAGCCCCGUUAUGUUUUAUAGAUUAUGUGUUCCGUUGAUAGCCAAAUUGUGAGAGUUUAUGUCGCUGUAAAUAUACUGCUGUUUCACACAUUUAAAAUGAUGUGACCAUCAGUGUGGUUAUGUUGCUUUGUAUUAUGCCGCCUCGUUGUGUACAGGAUGUCACGGGCAGUUGAAUCAUUGUAAAGUCGCCCUAAAAAUUCGAUGCCUGAACGAGGACAGAUUAAAUUUUAAUCAAAGAUGUAUAUUAGUGAUCAGUUUUACCUCAUGAUAUGACAGGGCAGUAAAAAGAAUGAAAUCACAAAAAAUUUAAAUGAAGGUGCAGGUGGCCAACACUUGGGUGCUAUCAAAGGGCAUUGUCACAUGUGUUCAGAAAAUUUUGCUAUAGCCAGGGUCAAUUCAACAAUCCUUUUGUCAAAUUACCCAAGCAUUAAGGAGAAUGUUGGGAACUUAGGUACACAUGCUGCAUGUGCUUGCAUUAUCGGUUUAAAAGACUCAAACUAAAUAAUCAAAAUAAGGCAUUGAUGAAUGCAUGAGCAAAGUGCCAUUUGUUUUAGGUUGUUAGUUUAGAUCCGUUACUGUUGCAGAUGCCAGCACGUGCAACAUGUUUAACACACUCGCGGCGCACUGCUUAGUGCUUGGAUCAUUUGUUAAAAUGCAUUUGAGAGGAUUGUGAGAAUAUAAUAGUAGUUACAAAUGGUAUGCUAUUCUAUAUUUGCUUCAAGACUAACUGCCAUAUUCAUAUUUUUCGAAGUGUUGAUCACGGCAGGUAAGCACUUCUUGCCGAGCACCGGCCCACUGCAGGGAAGCAACUGUCGCUUCUCCGCAGUGCAAUGGUGCUCAGUGAGAAGCACACUCAACGGGGCUAACCUAUCGGGAUCAACAUUUUGAAAAAUAUUAAUAUUCCAGUCUCGCGUGGAGUAUUUUAAAAAAUUUUAAGUUUGUGAAUGUUGAUGUCUCAGUUGCAGUAAAAUUGCAAAGAGCCGACGUAUUCUGUUGUCUGCUUGCUACACCUAUCGUGAGAUGGCGCCACAAGUUAAUAGCAUCACAAACUUAGUCGUCUGCAAUUGCACCCCAAGUUCACUUUGGCAAGUUUCUUGCUCUCAUUUUUUAUAGGAAGAUAACUAUGCCUUGAAAUUUUAUGUGGUAAAACUGGUCUACUCUGUGCACAUUCCAUAAAAGUUGAAGCUUUCCAUGUGCAGGCACCAAUUUUUCUGUCUAGUUUUACAGCCAGAUCCACUUUUUCCACUCCAUAUAAACAAAUGCAGAUCCUACAUGUCUUUUACAUAGUGUAAAAAAAAAAAAAAAAAAAAACUAUGUUUACUGUAAGGCAAAAAGUGCUUGGAAGGUGGAAAGCGGGGGAAGGAUUUUUUUUCUUUCUUUGCAUUAAUAGAAAUGUCCAAACGUCUGGGGAGAAAGUGAAAGGGGGAGGGGGGGGGUGUCACCACCCUUCUGCCUUCCUCAUCCAAUGCCACUGACUGUAAGAGAGAGUAAGUCUGGAAAGUCUACUGUGAACCGUUUGACAAUAUGUGCUAUCCAUUUGCUGGUUCUCAGUUUCAACUGGUUUUCCACAGCACGUACACAUUACAACCGGUGGCCAGUGUUGCCAGUCGAGACAAAGGCCAUGCAAAAAGUCCGACCAGCCGCCUCUCACUUUGAUCAUCAGCCGAAUUUCCUCCGUUGCAGAGUCGCAGUCUGCAUGCCCUAGCAUAUGCAACUACUGCUGUAAAGAGCCGACGUGAACUUGUGUGCUCCUGCGCUGCGGAGGAUCCAAGCCUUUCAGACUGUGCAAUGCCAAGUUGGGGGGGCUCCGUGCCCCCACAGGGCGUAGCGUUCACGAUUCGGGUGGAGGGACGCUUUUUCCUCCAAUCCGAGGAAUUCAAUCUUUCCUUUCUUCUCCCCUAUUGUGAUCUACUUUACAAUUGCCUGGCACCCCGCCACACCGUGUGCAUGCUUGUCCAUGUGCAGCAUUAUCUGUACCCAUGUCCAGGUUAUUAACUCGUUUACUACUACGGGCGUAUCGUGCCGUAAGGCACACCUUGCAUAUCUAGUCGAGCGUCGACCGGCCACAUUGACACAAAGGACGGUUUUGUUAACAUGAAGUUUGUGCUUUGUAGAUGCUUACGAAAUAUAACUGGAGUCCUUAAACAGACGGUUGUACAUUAUGCAAGUUAUACAGUGGAAUCUCGUUAAUUCAAGCCCUCUUUAUUCUAACUCGCAGAUAUUUCAAACUAACAUGCAGGUCCCGCCCUAUGCGUUUCUAGGAAGGAAUCUCCAGGUAAUUCAAACUUUGCAUUAUUGAAACAAAGUUUUGGUCUCUCUCGGGUUCAAAUUAAUCGAGAUUUCACUGUAGCAAUAAUUAGGCCUGGUGCAGCCAGUGUUUGUUCAAAGAUGUUAUGUACAUGAGUAAUAAAUGUGUGGACUUACAUAUGUAUGUGUAUAUGCAUA